Molecule: messenger RNA, 2564 nt
Organism: Mus musculus (house mouse)
Lineage: Eukaryota; Metazoa; Chordata; Mammalia; Rodentia; Muridae
Gene: Lyg2
Product: lysozyme G-like 2
Exons: 6
Coding region: 289-930 (213 amino acids)
Biological process (GO): defense response to bacterium; peptidoglycan catabolic process; defense response to Gram-positive bacterium
Cellular component (GO): extracellular region
Molecular function (GO): lysozyme activity
Source: RefSeq, marked provisional
ACAGGACAAAAGUAGACGAGGCAGGUGAGUGUAGGUUCUGGUGAUUAAAAGCUUCCUUCUCGGUGGCAAAGGCACACACUGAAGUCUGCUCAGUUGAAGGAAGCCAGAGGCACAGCGAGCCACUGCCUGAUGGAGUCUCCAGCUGUCACAUCUAUGCUAUAGGAAUGUUAUAAAGACCAUCUCUGUGUGAAAUCUUAAUCUACAGGUUGCCACCACUAAAGGCUUCUUCAGAGACUUCUCUGGGAGACUGCAAGAGAGAACAGAUCCCAAAGGAUAAGAGUCACGGCCAUGGUGCCCUCGGUGGUGUUCUGGGGACUUAUUGCUCUCGUUGGCACUGCCAAGGGCUCAUAUACUCACUCUGUGCACUCCAUGAACCCUCAUGUGCACCCUCGUCUGUACCAUGGCUGCUAUGGGGACAUCAUGACCAUGGAGACUUUUGGGGCCCCCUGCGACAUAAAUAAUCUGAUGAACUGUGGGAUCCACGGUUCGGAAAUGUUUGCCGAGAUGGAUUUGAAAGCCAUAAAACCUUACCGGAUCCUCAUCAAAGAAGUGGGGCAGAGACACUGUAUUGACCCAGCCCUCAUCGCUGCCAUCAUCUCCAGGGAAAGCCACGGCGGGGCUGUCCUGCAAAAUGGCUGGGACCAUAAGGGGCAGAGGUUUGGCUUGAUGCAGCUUGAUAAAAAUAUGUACCAUCCUAUUGGUUCCUGGGAUAGCAAGGAACACCUUCUACAGUCUGUUGGGAUUCUAACAGAAAGAAUUAAGGCAAUGAAGAGGAAAUUUCCCACCUGGAAUACAGCUCAGCAGCUGAAAGGUGGUCUGACUGCUUUUAAGUCGGGGAUGGAAACUAUUGUCACUCCUGCAGACAUAGACGGUGACUUAGUGGAUGAUGUCCUUGCCCGGGCCAAAUUCUAUAAGAGACAUGGCUUCUAGGUAGAGCGAGUUACGCCGGUGUGGUACUCAGCUGGUCCCUCCCAAGGUUUAAUAUUAGCCCACUGCAUUCAAUUGGAGCAAAGAAAUGGUUAAAAUUAAUGAAAGAAAGUUUGUCUUCAAAGUAUUCCAUCAAAGUAAGCUAAAGAAAGGAAGGAAAGAAGGAAGGGAGGGGAGGAUGUACAACUGUUUAGUUUCUUGAGUUCUUGCCUAGCACCUGCAAGGCCCCAGGUCCCGUCUUUAUCACAAAGAGAAAAACCCAGCUUCACGUAUGGUUCAUAGGAAGACUGCAUAGACAUACAUAUAAUUUCUUGGUGGUUAGUAUGAUUAUCAUAGCACACGGCAUGUGCAUGAUCUAGCUGGACUUCAUUUUAGCCCUGGAUAUUAUCUAUACUUACCACCCAUCAUCUUUAUCAUCACCUAUACUCUACCACAAUUACUAAUCAGAAGUGAGCCUUUGUCCCUUUCACAGUAUCUACCCCAGCUGCUUGGGACUCUGCUCAUGAGAUGUGUUUGUCUCAGAGGCCAGGAAUCAUGGAUUUGGAGACAAGGUCUCGCUCUAUAUCCCAAGAUGUCCUCAAACUCGUAGAAGUCCUCCUGCCUCGGCUUCCCAAAUUAUGACAUUACAAGUAUGGGGCCCAUACUCAUUGUGUAAUCAAUUCUUAGGAUUUGACAAGAGCCCAGCUUUACCAGCUAUUUAUUAAAUAUUGUUCUUGUCCCUAUAUGUGUGCAGACUGAGACGUUCUUCAGUUGGCCAUGCUGCUCAGGGGUAAUUUCUUUUGGAUUUUCCCCUGGAAGCAUUAGUUUCACCAGCAUCAGCCCUUUUGAUGUUACUAUGGCAAUGAUAACUAACGUGUAGGCCAGGUAUCUCCAAACAGGAAACAGUCACUGGCUUACUCCCUGAAUCUGUUUCCUCAGAGUUCUUGUUCUGACUGGCACACAGAGAUGUCCUAUAGGAGGCCACAUUGUAAAGAUGUCUUAGUUUGGCUCACUCUAAACUAGACCUGUCACAAGAAUGUGGGUGUAAGCAGGAAAAACUGUUAUAAAGUGGCUCCGUGAUACGAAAUUAGAGAACAGCAAAACAUGUGGCACCAAGCUACUACCCUAGUUGGCAAUGGGACUCCGCCUUGCAGGAAAGCCAUGAGCAUUUACCACAGAUCUAUCUGCACAGGUGCAGGACUGGAGUCUGCACAGCACCUCUGAAAGCCACUGGUUGAGGUACCUACCUGUAGGGAGAGGGUGUCAUUUCUUGCUAGUCUGAUGUGCUAAACAAGUACAAAUGUGGAACCCUUGUCUAAAUUUCCAAGAGUGAGAAGCUAGGGGCACAGACAGGAAGAGCGAGUGAGAAUCCUGAGGUACAUCUGCUGCAUCUGCUUUAGGAGAGAGGAAGCAUCACUCCAGAGCUUCCUGUUUCCAUCCCGACUGAACAACGUGUUACAAAUAGUCUUAAAUACACAAGCCUUCCUGUUCAUGUGCCAGGCUUCUGCAGAAUCUAUUAGAAUGGACUGUUGGAACCAAUAGAACUAUCUCGGUCUUCAUCCUCCUUCCACCAGUAGCUCAACAGCCAACUCCCAGAAAUCUACUGAGAACUAUGCCUAAGAUGUUAACCCAAAUGUCCAUUAAAUUGCCUUGCAUCU